AUGCCGCCAAAUUUGAAGAAUUGUCUAGGUUCUUCCCUCACUAUAAUGGAGAGGGGGCUGAGAUGUCUAAGUGUAUCAAGUUUUAGAAUGGAUUGCACCCAAAGAUUAAGCAAUUUAUUGGGUAUCAAGAAUCGUCAGUUCUCCGUGCUGGUUAAUGAGUGUCGUAUCUAUGAUGAAGACAAUCAUACUAGAUCCUCCCAUUACAAGAGUGUCAAUGAUAAGAGAAAUGGGAACCUGAAUCGUGGAAAACCUUAUGGUGCUCCAUCUGUUAAGGGGAAGCAGAAGGAUAUAGAUAAGAAAAGGCCAACUGGGGAAGGGACUCCCGCUUAUAUCAAAUGCUACAAUUAUGGCGAGUUGGGCCACCGUGCUAAUGAGUGUAUGAAUAGGUUUUUGAGGUGUUUCAAUUUUGGGAAGACCGAUCAUCAUGUUCCUGGGUACAAGAAUGAUGGUCUGACUUGUUACAACUUUGGUGAACAGGUUCAUAUCAGUAUGCAAUGUCAUAAGCCAGAGAAGACGACAACUACUAUUUCCCAGACUAAUGGUAGAGUAUUUGCUUUGAGUGGUUUAGAGGUUCCCAAGACAGAUAACUUGAUCAGAGGUACAUGUUUUAUUAACAAUGUUAAGUUAAUCGCUAUUAUUGAUAUUGGUUCUACUCAUUCAUUUAUUUCGCUUAAGUGUGCUAAGAGGUUGGAAUUAGAAUUAUCUUCUAUGGUUGGGCGUAUGGUUAUCAAUACCCCGACUAAUGGUUCGGUGACUACUUCGAUGGCAUGUUUGAGUUGUCUGUUGAACAUUUAUGAGAUUGGUGAUAAUGGAGAGCUGAUGUUUCUAUCUGCUAAACAAGUUGAAGAACUCUUAGAAGAUGAGGUGUUACAAUGUGAUAUUUGUAACUUGUCGUUGGAGCACAAAGUUGAGUUCUCCAUAGACUUGGUACUCGGUACUAAUCCGGUGUCGAUGGCUCCAUAUAGGAUGUCGACUUCAGAGUUGGGUGAAUUGAAGAAACAUUUGGAAGAGUUGCUUUAG
Lathyrus oleraceus (garden pea) is the source of this 1020-nucleotide messenger RNA. RefSeq lists its product as uncharacterized. The transcript has 3 exons. Gene Ontology annotation, molecular function: zinc ion binding; nucleic acid binding. The coding region runs from base 1 to 1020 and encodes 339 amino acids. The record is from RefSeq and is a predicted model, not a curated record. Lineage: Eukaryota; Viridiplantae; Streptophyta; Magnoliopsida; Fabales; Fabaceae.